CUGGAGGCGCAGCACCGCCGCCGCCACCGCUGCCGGUGCUGGGGAUCGCGGACCCGCGCGCAGGCGGCGCCCGAGCCUCCGCUCCUCAGCCAGCUCGCGCGCCCGCUGCUUGCCGGGGCCGUCUCCCGCCUCCCGCGGUGACCCGCGGCAGCACCCGCCGCGUUGCUGCCCGCCCCCCAGGUUCUGCCCCUUGCUGGGAAAACAGCAAAAGAAGGAAAUUAAGGCUCCACCCUGUAAUUUACCCAGAUAUCAAGGCCGACAGACUGUGUCCGAGACGAAAAGCCACAGGCAUCUGAGGAUAAAGCACUGCAAAACAGCAUUGACCGUGAAACCAACUACAGCCAACCUACCUAGAAGACCGACUCCAAGGUACAAGGUGGUUUGGACAUCCUCAGUAUUUGCCUGCUGUUUCCUAGUCAACCCUGCUUUAUGAAAUGGAAUGAAGCUGAAAAAUCACCUGCUUUUUUGUGAAUUUGAAGGAAGAUUGGGAUGAUCUCAAGUAACUAGACUCUAACUGCAGCGAUGAGUUCAGACGAGAAGGGUGUGUCGCCUGCUCAUAAAACUUCCACUCCAACCCAUAGAAGUGCCUCCUCUUCAAUAUCCUCCCAGAGGGACAGUAGGCAGAGUAUCCACAUCUUGGAGAGGACAGCUUCCUCUGGCACCGAGCCCUCUGUAAGUCGGCAAUUGCUAGAACCGGAGCCCAUCCCCCUCUCUAAGGAAGCUGACAGCUGGGAAAUUAUAGAAGGACUGAAAAUAGGCCAAACUAAUGUCCAGAAACCAGACAAACACGAAGGCUUUAUGCUGAAGAAAAGAAAAUGGCCUUUAAAAGGCUGGCACAAGCGUUUUUUUGUCCUGGAUAAUGGAAUGUUAAAGUAUUCAAAGGCACCACUUGAUAUUCAAAAAGGGAAAGUCCAUGGGAGCAUAGAUGUUGGACUGUCGGUGAUGUCAAUUAAAAAGAAAGCACGGAGAAUAGACCUUGACACAGAAGAGCACAUCUACCAUUUGAAGGUGAAGUCCCAGGACUGGUUUGAUGCGUGGGUCUCCAAGCUGCGCCAUCAUCGGUUAUACCGUCAGAAUGAAAUUGUGAGAUCACCGAGAGAUGCUAGUUUUCACAUAUUUCCUGCAACGUCCACAGCCGAGUCCUCCCCAGCUGCUAAUGUUUCUGUUGUUGAUGGAAAGGUGCAACCAAACAACUUUCCAUGGCAGUCCCCUCUGCCAUGCAGCAAUAGCCUCCCUGCAACCUGCACAACUGGCCAGAGCAAGGUGGCAGCCUGGUUACAGGACUCAGAAGAAAUGGACAGGUGUGCAGAAGAUCUUGCACACUGCCAGUCUAACCUUGUGGAACUUAGCAAACUCCUGCAAAAUUUGGAAAUACUUCAGAGAACUCAGUCAGCACCAAACUUUACUGACAUGCAGGCUAACUGUGUAGAUAUUUCAAAGAAAGACAAGCGGGUCACAAGACGCUGGAGAACAAAAAGUGUCAGCAAAGAUACAAAAAUACAACUGCAGGAAGGGCCACCCGCGAAGGGCCAGUUCAGCACAACUCGGCGCCGGCAGAGGCUAGCAGCAGCAGUGGCUACAACAGUUCCUUUCAGUGCCACCAUGUCACCAGUUCGCUUGCAUUCCUCCAACCCCAACCUUUGUGCAGAUAUUGAAUUUCAGACUCCCCCCAGCCACCUCACUGACCCUCUGGAAAGUUCAACAGAUUAUACAAAGCUGCAAGAAGAAUUUUGUCUAAUUGCACAGAAAGUGCAUUCUCUUUUGAAGUCUGCAUUUAAUAGCAUAGCUAUCGAGAAAGAGAAGCUGAAGCAGAUGGUUUCUGAGCAGGAUCACAAUAAAGGCCACAGCACGCAGAUGGCCCGGCUCCGACAGUCACUGUCUCAGAGUGAAGGAGCAAGCAAAUCCUGGGCACUCAACCAGAACGCUGAAUUAAGGAGUCGGUUGAACAGAAUACAUUCAGAAUCUAUUAUUUGUGAUCAGGUUGUCAGUGUAAAUAUUAUUCCUAGCCCUGAUGAGGCUGGUGAGCAAAUCCACGUCAAUCUCCCCCUAUCACAGCAAGUAGCCAAUGAGAGCCGCCUCUCCAUGUCAGAGUCUGUGUCUGAGUUCUUCGAUGCCCAAGAGGUGCUUCUCUCUGCAAGUUCAUCAGAGAAUGAGGCUUCAGAUGACGAGUCUUACAUCAGCGAUGUGAGUGAUAAUAUAUCUGAAGACAACACCAGUGUUGCGGACAAUAUUUCUCGGCAAAUCCUGAACGGGGAGCUCACAGGAGGCGCCUUCCGAAAUGGCCGUCGCACCUGCCUGCCUGCUCCUUGCCCUGACACCAGUAACAUUAACCUGUGGAAUAUCUUGAGAAAUAACAUCGGUAAAGAUCUGUCCAAAGUCUCAAUGCCUGUGGAGCUCAACGAACCACUCAACACCCUGCAGCAUCUCUGUGAGGAAAUUGAAUACAGUGAGCUGCUGGACAAGGCCUCAGAGACGGAUGAUCCGUAUGAGCGCAUGGUUCUCGUUGCUGCGUUUGCAGUUUCAGGAUAUUGCUCCACCUACUUCAGAGCAGGAAGUAAGCCAUUCAACCCAGUCCUUGGGGAGACUUAUGAAUGCAUUAGAGAAGACAAGGGAUUCCGAUUUUUCUCAGAACAAGUUAGCCAUCAUCCACCCAUUUCUGCCUGUCACUGUGAAUCAAAGAAUUUUGUGUUUUGGCAAGAUAUCAGAUGGAAAAACAAGUUCUGGGGGAAGUCCAUGGAAAUCCUGCCUGUUGGAACACUGAAUGUCAUGCUCCCAAAGUACGGAGAUUACUAUGUGUGGAAUAAGGUGACCACAUGCAUUCACAACAUCCUCAGUGGGAGAAGAUGGAUAGAGCAUUAUGGAGAAAUAACUAUUAGAAAUACCAAAAGCAGUGUUUGCAUUUGCAAACUCACAUUUGUCAAGGUGAAUUAUUGGAAUUCCAAUGUAAAUGAAGUCCAGGGGGUUGUGAUGGAUCAGGAAGGAAAGGUGGUGCACCGGCUAUUUGGGAAGUGGCAUGAAGGGCUCUACUGUGGUGUGGCCCCCUCUGCAAAGUGCAUCUGGAGACCAGGUUCCAUGCCAACCAACUAUGAGCUCUACUAUGGCUUCACACGGUUUGCUAUUGAGCUCAAUGAGUUAGAUCCUGUAUUAAAAGAUCUCCUUCCACCGACAGACGCCCGGUUCCGGCCAGAUCAAAGAUAUUUGGAAGAAGGGAAUUUAGAAGCUGCAGCAGCAGAGAAGCAAAGAGUAGAGGAACUCCAGAGAUCUCGAAGACGAUAUAUGGAAGAAAACAACCUUGAACAUAUACCAAAAUUUUUUAAAAAAGUUAUUGAUGCGAAUCAAAGAGAAGCCUGGGUCUCCAAUGACACCUACUGGGAGCUUCGAAAGGACCCUGGGUUUAGCAAAGUAGACAGCCCUGUUCUCUGGUAAACUGGGAACAUAGAGUUAGCCCACAUAUCACACUCUGAAUGAAUAAAUAACUAUGCACAAUUAUGUUUCUUAUAGCUACGCGUGGUUUCUGGGUCGACUGAAAACCUACCAUAUGCUUUUCUAUUCAUCUUUAUAAUGGACUUUCAAAAGUGCAUUAGACAAGGCCCCUAACACUUUUGGAUCCUUUCUGUUUUGCUGCAACCAUAUUCCUUAAAAAAAAAAAAAAAAAAAAAAUCCACACCCUCCUCAGAAAGCAGAAUAAAAGGAGCAGAGUACAAAAUC
Sciurus carolinensis (gray squirrel) is the source of this 3708-nucleotide messenger RNA. It is a transcript of the gene Osbpl6, whose product is annotated as oxysterol binding protein like 6. Gene Ontology annotation, molecular function: cholesterol binding. NCBI's taxonomy places the organism in Eukaryota, Metazoa, Chordata, Mammalia, Rodentia, Sciuridae. The coding region runs from base 523 to 3426 and encodes 967 amino acids. The record is from RefSeq and is a predicted model, not a curated record. The transcript is spliced from 27 exons. Gene Ontology annotation, cellular component: perinuclear endoplasmic reticulum; intracellular membrane-bounded organelle; plasma membrane.